This is a messenger RNA of Camponotus floridanus (Florida carpenter ant), 3042 nucleotides long. Its product is annotated as GRAM domain-containing protein 1B. Gene Ontology annotation, molecular function: sterol binding; sterol transfer activity. The record is from RefSeq and is a predicted model, not a curated record. Gene Ontology annotation, cellular component: endoplasmic reticulum-plasma membrane contact site; endoplasmic reticulum membrane; plasma membrane. Gene Ontology annotation, biological process: intracellular sterol transport. The transcript has 13 exons. The coding region runs from base 643 to 2847 and encodes 734 amino acids. NCBI's taxonomy places the organism in Eukaryota, Metazoa, Arthropoda, Insecta, Hymenoptera, Formicidae.
UCGCUAGCGAUUGGUGAAAGUCAAAAAUAACUAGACGUAUGCACCAAUCGGAUUCAUUUUCCGAGGGUCGAUCGUCGCGUGAAUCUCGAGCACAAUCUAGGUCACGUUGAUCAUUUCGUGCUCGAUGAUCGACGCAUCGCUUUCGAAUAUCACGGUUGUAUUUUUUUUUUUGGCAGAAUGUGUUGUGGCAUGUAAACGACGUUUUUUCCACGCGAGAGACGGAAUUUUUUUCGAUGUCGUAAAUAAGCACGAGAGGAAAAACAGGGUGAUGACGAGGCAGAAUUCGACGAUAACAUUCGUCGAGCUACCUUGAUAUGAAGCGAGCGAUGCUUGACACUCUGACGUGCGCUGGCUCUUUAUCUGAAAUGUGUCAAUCUUAUCGCGGUAGGCGCAAGUACCCGAUGCCCAUUGUGUGGAUAAACGUUCUGUCCGCCAAUUAAACGCAUACUAACGAUCGCACACCGCUUAUAUACGCUACAAUACGCUAUCUAUCUCGCAAUCUAACGUCUAUCUCCCAGAUCCGGAGACUCUCUCAAAAGCUUUGAUGUUUGACAGCUCCAGCCACGAAUCCGUGGAUGCUAACAUCGCGUAACUUACUAUGCACUUUGAGACCAAGACGUUCAAAAGCAUUCGGUAUCAAGCAUGAACAAAUCUGUGGAGAAUUUGUUGAUAUCUAGUCACGAGGUAAUCAACAGCAUUAAUUCUUCUGGUUUGGGUAAUCAGAAUUCGGUGACAAAUCUGGGAAAUGCUGCGUCCGUGGAAAACGUUCAAGAAAUCACCAGCGGGUCUGGCAAUGAUCGUAAUAGUCCUGUGUCCAGUCCUAACUUAUCCCCACGUCCUAGUCCAAGAGCUCAUUCCAGGCGAGAGUAUUCUAGAUUGAAUUCCGACUCGUCUGCUAAAGAGUCCUCUCGUGCGAAAUCCGACGAUCAGGUGUUUCAGGAUGUGAUCAGUAAAUCGUCUGAUUCGGCUGAACUCAACAAGAGUUCCUCUCAUGAAAGUAAAAAGGAAUCGCGCAGUGAGCGGAGUAAGAAAAAAUCUUCCUGGUAUAAUGUACUUUAUCCGACUUAUAAGUCACGUUCUGAGGAUUUUAAGCGAAUAUUUAAAGAUGUGCCUGAUGAUGAAAGAUUGGUGGUAGAUUAUUCUUGUGCUCUUCAGCGUGAGAUAUUGGUACACGGUAGACUUUAUGUGUCUCAAAAUUAUGUGUGUUUCUAUGCUAAUAUAUUUAUGUGGGAGACAUUGGUCUCCUUACGUUGGAAAGAUGUUACAUCUAUUACCAAAGAGAAAACUGCACUUGUCAUUCCAAAUGCUAUCCUGAUUUGCACUGUUACUGACAAGUUCUUCCUAACAUCGUUUGGAGCAAGAGAUAAAACAUAUGUAAUGUUAUUUCGUGUUUGGCAAAAUGCUCUUAUUGGUGAGCCAAUGAGUAUGGCUGAAAUGUGGCAACUUGUACAUGCUUGUUAUGGGGAUGAAUUAGGCUUGACUUCCGAUGACGAGGAUUAUGUACCGCCAUUAUCUGCGGCAGAGGAAGAGAAAUUACCAACUCGUCUUUCUGUAGAUUCUUUUUCCGAGGCUGAGGUAGCUACUGUGGAAAGUUCAGCACCUCCAGCUGUGGAACUUGCUCCUGUGGAACAGCCUCCUGCUGAACCUCAAGUUCAGCAACCAGCUGUGCCUAUACCUAAACCAGACCCUGUUGCUGAUCCAACAGAUUUGAGUGACACAACAGAAAGCGAGGCCGAGAAACAUGGCUUGAAAAUGAACAUACGGAGCACUAUGGUCUGCACUUCUUUGCACGAAGGUCGGCAAAUUAACAAAACGACAUUACCUAUGCACAUCGACCAACUAUUUACUCUGCUUUUCACAAAUUCGAAAUUUUUCCUAGAUUUUCAUACUGCUCGCAAGACCACUGAUUUAAUACAAUCUGCAUGGAUGAUAAAUAAUCAAACUGGUCAAAAAAUGAGAACUCUUUCAUUCACGGUAGCUUUGACUCAAGCUAUUGGUCCAAGAACUUGCCAAGUUACAGAAACACAGGUGAUGUUACCAUGCAGUAGACCAGGUCAUCUUUAUUGUAUAGAUGUGGAAACUACUAAUGCUGGUAUUCCUUAUGCCGAUUCCUUUAGCAUUUUAACGCAUUAUUGUAUAAAUAAUAUUUCGGAAAUUGAGACAAGUAUUGCAGUUUUUUCGCAAAUUAAAUAUAAAAAGAGUAUAUGGGGUAUUAUGAAGAGUGUGAUUGAAAAGAAUUGUUGGGCAGGCUUAGAAGAAUAUUUCAAUAGUUUAGUAAAAGCAUUGGCAGUAGAGUGCGAAGAAAGUAGCGGAAGUGGAGGUUUAAAGAGAAAGACGAGAAAACGACGGCGUGCGACAGGUGUAGGUGCUACAUUGCAGACACAUGUUACUGAGCAUAUAUCUGUGAAUCAUCAAAUUUCGCCCUCCAACUUGCCACACACUCAUACUGCUAAUACUAGAAGCGACACCAACAUGAUUCUCAGUUCAAUGCUACUAGUGGCUGUAUUGUGUUUAAUGGUAAUCAAUGGCUUGUUGUAUUAUAAAUUAUGGGGAUUGGAAGAAGCCGCUGCAUAUACCAUUAUGGAUUUACAUGUAUUGAAAAAUACACCAAAGACUGAAGAGGAUUGGAUUAACCUUUUGCAACAGCAAGAAAGUUUACACAAUGUAGAAAUGAGGAAAUGGCAGAGGGUUUUGCACACUGCUGCACAAUUACUUAGACAAACAGAAGAAUCUUUAACGGAAUUACAAAUGAGUAUUCAUCCCACUGCAACAGAAAAAAUGUUUUCAAUAUUAAAACCAAGCUUAAACAGUAUAAAUCCAGAACGACGAAGCAAAUCAGAAAUCUGAAAAUAUAUAUGUGCUUUGUUACACAAAAUCAUACAAAAAUUUUGUGUAAAAUAUUAAUUUGCGUAUUGUAGAUAAAUCUUUGCAUACACAAGAAAACGUCUACCAGCUCUGUGUUAAAUGUAUUCUUCCUAUUAUUUUAAGAAUAUCAAUAGUUAUAUGUACAGCUUCAUGGAUCAAUUAUAAUUAAUUAUUAUG